Globicephala melas (long-finned pilot whale) is the source of this 7491-nucleotide messenger RNA. It is a transcript of the gene CHRNB2, whose product is annotated as cholinergic receptor nicotinic beta 2 subunit. NCBI's taxonomy places the organism in Eukaryota, Metazoa, Chordata, Mammalia, Artiodactyla, Delphinidae. Gene Ontology annotation, molecular function: acetylcholine-gated monoatomic cation-selective channel activity; transmembrane signaling receptor activity. Gene Ontology annotation, cellular component: plasma membrane; synapse; neuron projection. Gene Ontology annotation, biological process: chemical synaptic transmission; regulation of membrane potential; signal transduction. The record is from RefSeq and is a predicted model, not a curated record.
UUCCCUGGAAGAGCAGCCGGAAAAGCCUCCUCCUGCUCAGACCGGGAUAAACGAGACGCUGGUUCCUUCUCGCAACCAGCUCUCUGAGCCCUGGGAACCGCCGUGGCGGUCGGCACUGCAGCACCAAAGGCUGCGAGCACACCCUGGGCUCAGCUCCAGCUGGGCGCGGGCGGUGCGGGAGCGGCUUCAGCACCACGGACAGCACCCCGCCCGCGGCCCUCCGGCCUGCGGCGCGCUUCGGCAGCUUUAGGCGAGCCGGCGAGCUAUGCCAGAGGCAUGGCCUGGCGCUCGGGCCCCAUGGCGCUGCUCCUCAGCUUUGGCCUCCUCGGGCUGUGCUCAGGAGUCUGUGGUACAGACACAGAGGAGCGGCUGGUGGAGCAUCUCCUGGAUCCUUCCCGCUACAAUAAGCUUAUCCGCCCAGCCACCAAUGGCUCUGAGCUGGUGACGGUACAGCUCAUGGUAUCACUGGCCCAGCUCAUCAGUGUGCAUGAGCGGGAGCAGAUCAUGACCACCAAUGUCUGGCUGACCCAGGAGUGGGAGGAUUAUCGCCUCACCUGGAAGCCUGAGGAAUUUGACAACAUGAAGAAAGUUCGGCUCCCUUCCAAACACAUCUGGCUCCCAGAUGUGGUCCUAUACAACAAUGCUGACGGCAUGUACGAGGUGUCCUUCUAUUCCAAUGCCGUGGUCUCCUAUGAUGGCAGCAUCUUCUGGCUGCCGCCUGCCAUCUACAAGAGCGCAUGCAAGAUCGAAGUAAAGCACUUCCCGUUUGACCAGCAGAACUGCACCAUGAAGUUCCGCUCGUGGACCUACGACCGCACCGAGAUCGACCUGGUGCUCAAGAGUGACGUGGCCAGCCUGGACGACUUCACGCCCAGUGGCGAGUGGGACAUCGUCGCGCUGCCGGGCCGGCGCAACGAGAACCCGGACGACUCCACUUAUGUGGACAUCACGUACGACUUCAUCAUCCGCCGCAAGCCACUCUUCUACACCAUCAAUCUCAUCAUCCCCUGCGUGCUUAUCACCUCACUAGCCAUCCUCGUCUUCUACCUGCCCUCCGACUGCGGCGAGAAGAUGACGCUGUGCAUCUCCGUGCUGCUGGCGCUCACCGUCUUCCUGCUGCUCAUCUCCAAGAUCGUGCCGCCCACCUCCCUCGACGUGCCGCUUGUAGGCAAGUACCUCAUGUUCACCAUGGUGCUUGUCACCUUCUCCAUCGUCACCAGCGUGUGCGUGCUCAACGUGCACCACCGCUCACCCACCACGCACACCAUGGCUCCCUGGGUCAAGGUCAUCUUCCUGGAGAAGCUGCCCAAGCUGCUCUUCAUGCAGCAGCCGCGCCACCGCUGCGCCCGCCAACGCCUGCGCCUGCGGCGGCGCCAGCGCGGGCGCGAGGGAACCGGCGCCGUCUUCUACCGCGAAGCCCUGGGGGCAGACUCCUGCACGUGCUUCGUCAAUCGCGCGUCUGUGCAGGGCUUGGCUGGGGCCUUCGGCUCGGAGCCGGCGCCGGCAGCCGGCCCCGGGCGCUCCGGGGGGCCGUGUGGCUGCGGCCUCCGGGAGGCGGUGGACGGCGUGCGCUUCAUCGCGGACCACAUGCGGAGUGAGGACGACGACCAGAGCGUGAGUGAGGACUGGAAGUAUGUCGCCAUGGUGAUCGACCGUCUGUUCCUUUGGAUCUUUGUCUUCGUCUGUGUCUUUGGCACCAUCGGCAUGUUCCUACAGCCUCUCUUCCAGAACUACACCACUGCCACCUUCCUCCACGCAGACCACUCGGCUCCCAGCUCCAAGUGAGGCCCUCCCCAGCUCCAUGCUCCUUCACCCCUCUGUUGAACAGUAGUUUUGGGUCGAGGAGGGAUGAGUGAGCUACCAGAAAGAGGGGCGCUGCCCCCACAGACCCAUCUUUUCACUUCACCUGGAGCCCGCCCCCCCGCCAGCGCCAGCCUGGAGGCUGGACCAGCUGCGUCGUGUUCUGGCUGCUCUCCUCCUCUUGUACCAACCCAGGCAAUAGUGCUGCUGGUUGAGCAUGAAGGCUGAGAAGUGGAGGAUGGAGUGGCUGGAGUCUUCCACCCUGAGGAAAGUGUGACGGGGAAGGGGCCAAGAAGGGGACAGAAUCAACAGCUGCCUCCAAGUCAUGGGAAAAGGGAGGCGCAUGGGGGCAAGACAGGGGCUCCGACUGUGCUGGGUUGGCCUGACACAAUGGCAGAUCAGAAGGGAGGAGCAAGGGGAGAGAGGCCUGGGUGUGACCUGAUGUCCGUCCCUGCUUAACUGCACAGCAGCUAGCUGGGUGGGCCUCACGGCAGCCAGGGGUUCCUGCCCAGAGGUUAGCCUGGAGCUGAGGUCGGAGUCCUGAGCGAGGCUUCCAGCCCAGUCCCACAGCCCCUUGCUUCUAAGGGCCCCAGAGUUCAGCCCCAGGUCCCCUUCUCCCAGUGAAGAUUCUUCCUAGACUUCCUUUCUUGCUCAGGCCAGGGUGUGGGGGGCAAGGCUGGGUGUUAGGGGAGCCCCGGAGUUCUGAAUCUUUGGGUGACCUGCUUGGAGCUUAAGGGCCAAAUUCUUGAACUGUGCGAGUUCAAGUUCACAGGCUGUUCCUCGGCUGCAAUUUGAACCGACUGGUCAUGGGAACGAGUAAACUAAGGACAUUAGCUGUAAGCAGACCCAGCCCUCGCGCCCGCAGCAGAGCAGGCCGGGCAGGAGAGGGCUGCCUGUGGAGGCCAGCCCAGCAGGGUGUGAGUGCCCAGAACUCUGCCACGUCAGCAUGGCUCCUGCCCCCCUACUUCUGUUCCUGGCUCCAUCCUUCCUGCUCUGGCUCCUCCUCUUGCCCCGCCCAAGCAAACCUGAGCAGGGUUGAAGCAGAGCUUCGGACAACAGGUCUGCUACUGCCGGUCUGCACAGCGGACUGUACACAGAGCCCAGCUUUCGGCUUCCUGUCCUGUGGGUCCCUGGAGGGUGUAUCCCGACGCUGCUCCCAGGGGCCAGCUGGAGGCCACCUUGCCUGUUAGCCCAGGAAACAGACCUCUUCAGGGAUCACCUGCCUUGGUCCCCGCCAUGUGACUGGCUCUGAUCUGUGGUCCCAGCCUGGGCUCAGUGCUGGGCCAGCGGGGUCACAGAGGGGUCCGUCUGCCAAGCGCACCUGAGGGGCCUGCCCGCCACACCGUGCUAUUCUCUGGAGCCUGGCUGGACGCCUGCUUCUGCAGGCACCUCGGAGGUGGGGAGACAGCACAGGCACAGAGCGCUGGACAGGGAGCAGAGUCUGAAUUCCGGUCCCCGCUCUGCCACUUACUCUCAGCCAUCCUGAGCAAUUCUGGCUAGGCCUCAGCUUCCUCAUCUAUAAAUCGGGGAUAGUAAGGCCCUCUUCGUGGGGUUGUUGUGAGGCAGGAGUGAUGUUUGUGAAAAAGCCCAGGGCUGUACCUGGCGUAGAGUAGAUGCUUCGUGAAUGUCAAGUCAGACGUGGUCAGAGUUGACGGGUAUGGGCUUACCUGCCUUGUCAUGUCACUCUUCCUUCCAGACCCACCCAUACCCUGGAGCAGAUAGCCCCCGGAAACAGGGAUGGGGUCUGGGGGAGCUGGAGCCGGAGAGGAGCAACACAGGGAAUGUUGGGGUGAGCCUAACAGGUAGGCUGCCCUCUGGAGCCUCUUCAGCAAAGGUUCGUUCCGUUCCCGGGCUAGGCUCAGGCUCCGGCCUCCCUUCUGGAUCGGCUCCUCCUGACACAGGUGUGUGCCCAGGCCCCCAGGUGAUCUAGUCCCGUACUGGCUGUGGAGGAACGCCACUGGGACACGAAGCCAGCAGCUGUGAGAGAUGUGCUUCAGCACAUUUCCCCACCUGCCGGAAUGGGCUGGCAGACAUCUCUUCUGGGGGUGAGUGUCUCGGCACCAUGGAGACUCCCUUCUUCUAGAACAGCAAAUGGAGAGUUGCCUCUAUUAUGGCUGGACCCACCUCGGACUCACAGCCCUGAGGAAACAUCCCGGAACCCGAAACAGCUAAUGAAAAGGAACCCUCCCUCUGAAGGGUAGGUGCUGGCCUGAGGCCCUCCUGCCCAGCUCUCCCGGGUUCCUUGCCAGGGUCUAGGCUGCUAGGGAGGCCCCAUCAGCUGUUGCUGUGGCUGGACUUGCUUUCAGUACUUCCUGCAAUUGGCUGUCGUCCGAGUAAGUCACCAGACAGUGCCAGAGGGGCUGCUGGAGAGCAGCUUGUCCAACUCCUCGCCAUGGCCCCCCCGACACACAGGGAAGUGGAGGCCCAGAGGUUGUUUGCUGGCUGACCUUGUACAAGCACUUAACUCUGAACUUGCUCAUCCUCAUCAGUGAUGUGGGGAUGACAGCUGGCUGAGGGCUACAGCAAAGAUGGGAGGGACUGAUGGAAGGGGUUAGCCGGGCAGGGUCCCUGGGGCAGUACCAUUCCCUCCAUCUCUGGGCGCAGCCCCUAGGGGACCACGCCAGUGGGGAGGAGGGGAGGACGGGUGGAGGAAAGAGGGCUCAGGCAAGGUGUUACCACGUGUCAGUACAGCCUUGGAACCCUCAAGGGUGUUGGGAAGCUUUGGAGAACCAGUCUCUUCUACUCUUGGGUCCUCCGUCCUCUUCUCUUGGUGUUGUCAGGGAAGCCUCUUGGCCCCUUCCAUGGCGUGGGGCAGGGCAUCUCUGGAGAGAAUGGGGUACCCAGCUGCGCUCCAGGCCAGGACUGAAGGCCCCAGAUCUGAAGAGGGAGGGAGAGAUACUGGAUUGGCACCCAAGCAAGGUGGGCUUGGGAGAGGGCAGUGAGGAAACAGUUGGGAUCAUCUCCAUCAGAGAUGAGAAGGCCACAGGCCAUCUGAGAACCACUUCUUGUUUGAAAAAGAGGGUAUGAGAGACUGCUUUUGACGGCUGGAACUGCGGCAGGAGGAAGGCAGUCUCCUGGCAGCGAGGUGUCUAAUACUGGAACAGCUGGUACCAAGUUAUUGCAGAUUUAAAAGCAAAUAAGACACGGGCAGCCCCCAGCUGGCAUUUCUGUGGAGGAAGGCUAUCUGUGCAGAAAGGGCAAGGCCAUUUCCCUCUAAGGAAACAGGGAGGGUGUGGGGCUUUGACUCCUGUUCUGCUUCUCCCAAUCCCAGUGUUAGCUGCUGUGCACAGUGGCCUGCUCUGGGCCAGUUGCUUCGGAUACACUGUCUUUACCCCUCACUGUCCUGCAGGGAAGGGGCCCCUGUUGACAGAAGAAAAGUGAGGCACAGAGAGACCAAGAGAUAGCUGGUGCGUAGUGCUGGACCUGAAACCCAACACUGAUCCCAGAGUCCACGCUCUCUGUGGCCUUUGAGGCAGGGAGGAGGAGAGCUCCUUGGGAGGGAAGUGAGGGGCAUUCAGCGUCUUCUCUGAAAUCUCUCCCCACUCAGUUCCAGCCGUCACCCUCUGCUUGUAGGCAGAGUUGGGCUGGCGUCACAGCAUCCCUCACAAGCCAACUGGUGCUGGCCAGUCGCCCACCCAGACCAGACAGAGAAUAAGCAGCAACCCUUCAGUAUUCAUCCCAACAGGUCUCAGAGGUCAGUGUGACAGUCACAUGGUUCCUAAGGGACUGUCGGUCUAGGAAUCAUUAGAACACCUCACUCACCCACCCGCAGUGCCCCCAUCUCUCCCACACUGGCCUCGGCUGCCCCCGUCUGUGCUCCUGGAAUAUUUGCACUGACCUAGCCCACUCCAGGCCAGACUCAUUAGGAACUCAAGAUUCUCAUAAAGAAAGUUGUUUCCAAAGGUGUCAUAUCUCUCUGUUACAUCUGGGGGGCAGAGGUGGGGACGGGGGCUGGGGGGUGGGGACGUCCUCUCGGGCCAGGGUUGAAUAAGGGAAGGGAGAAUAUUGGGGAAACUGGACUCAUGAGAGGUUAAGCACAUCGCACGAAUCUAAAGAAAAGAUCAGUGGUAACAUCAAUGAUUGUGAUUUGUAGCCUGACAAGUCCAUUCAUCAGAUGGAAAAGAUAGGGCCAAAUGGCUGCGCCUAGAGUAGACAGAGCCCAGAAAUAGCUCCUGGGGAGGCCCUUUGUAAAGAAGGGGCCCUGGAGGACAGGGCACUUGAGGCCCGGUCUCCUGGAGGGAUGGCUGGGGACUCCUCGCACAGCCCCUGCACUCUGCAAAGUCAGGGCUGUCUGUGUGGAAGGCACUCUUGCUCCUGGAACAUGGGUUUGACCCGGGCCCACAUCCUGGAAGCAAUAUUAAAUGGUGGGCCCCCGAGAUGAAAUGUAGGGUGAACAGCAACUGCAGUGCUGAGCUGAAGAAAACCCCUCUUGUGCUCCCGUGGGGUAGCCUUGCUUCCCAGCCCACCCAGAGCUGGGUGGCGGGGGGACAGUCUUACGUCACGCACUCACUGUAGGUAUGGAAGAAACGGUCCAUUUUCUACAAAGCCUGGAUACUACAUUUCCCUCCAGGUGGGACCAGAUGCCUGGGAACAGAGAGGACAGAGAUGCUCGAGGCUCCAGGUACCUCACGGUAGGCGGAGACACUGUCCUUCACUGUCUGUCAAAACUGUCCAGCUCACCAGGUACUGUAUUUCAACAGACUGUGACCGACACCCAUGCAGAGUUCUGGUCCUUAUUUAAUGUGCCCCCCAAACAUGUCGCUGGCCCUCCUGGCCUCAGUUGUUCCAUCUGUAUUGUGGAUGAAGAGGGAGGUUUCACUGCGACUUAGGAAGCCUCACUGUCAAAUAUUUCGUGUCCUCUGGUAUGGUAUUUUUACAAGGUCAAGGAAGAGUCUUGUAGAAAUCCUGGACUAAAUUGUAAUCUGGAAAGUGGUGCAUAUUCUCUUUGAAAUCAAGACGGAGAAAUAUUCUGGAUGCCAUCUAUGAAGUAAAAAGCAAAUGGCCUGUCUCCUAAGACUGCAGCCAAGCCAGUUCUGGUCCAGGCUGCAACUUGCACCUCCCCGCAGGCAAAACAGCUGGGAGUGGAAGGCUCUAGAAACCCCUCAAGGAGAGCCGGGGUUGCGGAUGUGAUUUGUCGUGUGGUCUCAAGGGACGCUUUCCUACUCUGGGCCUUGAAAUCUUGCACAGCAAGUCUCUGGGGACAAGAUAUUUGAUGGUGGAUCUGAUGGGGAAGGGGGGCUGUGGACCUGGGGAAGUAAUUAAAGGUUGUCUGAUAUACUCCAACACACCGGACACAAGCUCACCUCCUAGGCAGCCCCUUUGAAAUGGCUCCUCUCUGUUGGCUGAGGGAGACCCUCUCCUCAGGUUCUGUGUCAGAUGCAGCUGGUGCUCUUGCCAGAAAUCCCAGGACCACGGCUCUCUCUGUCCCCACUUUCUCACCCCCCAAGAAACCAAGACUUGAGGUUUUCUAACAAUUCAGAUUCUUCUUUUUUUUUAUUUACGAGGAAUGUAUAUUGUUAGUCACUUUUACCAAGGGACACAUAAAAGUGGAAUCAUAAAACUGACUGCACCCAUCGUGGCACCCAAGUCUACGCUUGGGCUCUUCCCCACUCUGCUCUUGGAGUUACUACCAAGACCCCCAAAACCAGCAAAAUCCCUUCAACAUGAGUAAAGGAAAUAGCUUGAAGCAGU